AACGAGUGAUGCUGUAUUUCUAGCAAAUAGAUGCUAAUAUGGCACAAAAUAAUAGUGGUGUAUAUGCGGCCAUUCAGCAACCAGAACCGUUACAGGAAGAAGGUAACACAGCGGUAAACUGGAGGGAGUGGAAAUCGGCCUUCGAUUAUUUUUUAGUCGCAUCGGGGCGCGACGAGGCUUCCUCCAAAGAGAAAUGCGCGAUAUUUCUCCAUGUUAUAGGAAAGUUUGGCCGAGAGAUACUACAAGAAUUUGAAGUAGAUGACAAGUCCGAUUAUGACAAGCUAGUAAAGGCUUUUACAGAACGCUUUGACCCAAAGAAGAACGUUAACUUUGAACGGCAUACGUUUUUUGAGACUUAUCAAAUAAACGAUUCCUUUGAUAAAUAUUUGAGCGACUUAAAAAUUAAAAGUAAAAGUUGCGAAUUUAGUACUCUCAAAGAUAGCCUACUUUUAACGCAGAUAAUAAGAGGCCUAAAGGACAGCCACAUGCGUGAAAAAUUACUGUCUAAGUCUUCAUUAAAUCUGGAACAGGCCGUAGUAUAUUGUCGCGCGGCUGAGCGAGCCAGCAUGCAAGCAGCAGCGUGUCGGAGUGCAAACACAGAACAAGCCUCCCCUGCAUUAGAAGAACUGGCGCGUGGACGCGGCGCUCCGGGAGGUAGAGGCUACGGCUUCGGGAUGAGAAUGCGUGGUGGUGGAAUGAGAGGACGCGGAGGUCACGGCGGAUUCACGCGCGCUACGUCUGCCGGCCGAGGCCGUCGCGAAUCUGAGUGUGGCAAGUGCGGGGGAUGGCACGCCGCUAAUGACACUUGUCCAGCAUAUAAUGUUACGUGUUUCAGGUGUGAGCGAGUUGGACAUUUUGCUAAGACUUGCCGCGAGAGGUUGAUAAGAGAGGUUGCGAUUGAUGGAAAAGACGGUGAGGAAUAUUCAAAUAACGAGGACUCAGACGAGGAGUACGAAGACGCAACACCUAAAAGUCCAGUUCCUAGAUCACCCCAGGGUGAACGCGAACCAGGUGGUAGUGGUAUCGUCACUAGAAGUGGAAGACAAGUUCGUCCGCCACAAAGAUUUAGUUUUGACUAAUUUUCGAUUCAAUGUGAAUUAUUUUUACUGACAGGAGAUAUAUAAUGUUAUGUUGUAUUUUGUAUUUUACUAAGUAUGAAAGAAGAUGUUAUGUUGUAUUUUUUAUAAUGUUUGUAUUUUCUUGUUUAAUGUUGUUCUUGUACUUGUUACUUAAUUCGUUAUAAGAAGGAAGAUGUAGUAGU
Molecule: messenger RNA, 1261 nt
Organism: Leguminivora glycinivorella
Lineage: Eukaryota; Metazoa; Arthropoda; Insecta; Lepidoptera; Tortricidae
Exons: 2
Coding region: 39-1079 (346 amino acids)
Molecular function (GO): zinc ion binding; nucleic acid binding
Source: RefSeq, a predicted model, not a curated record